ACCUUACCGCCUCUCGGCGCGCCCAUCCGUCCCUGCAGCCAGACAUUGCCGCUUCGCGACCAAUCUCGGCUCGCCCCCGCGAGCCCUUCCCGCUCCCAUGCUCCCGCUCCCGCCCCCACCGCCUCCGAGACGCCCAACCUCUCACCUCACACCGCGCGUCCCACAGCGUCUCGAGACAUGGCUCUCCCGUUCUUCGGCGGCGGCUACUCGUACGAGGACGUCGUCCCGCUGCCACCCUGCUCCGCCUUCACCAACGACGACCCCUGUGAGCCUCUGUACGGCAUCUUCAACCACACUUGCCUGGCGCCGCUCAACUGGUCGCUCAGUGCUAUCAACGGCAGCCUCUACCUCGUCGAGGACAACAGCUGCGGCGACACGCCCAUCGGGCUGGGCGUGGUCUUCCUGCUGCUCAUCGCCUUCUUUGCCUUCUCCGGCGGCGGCGGCGGCGCCAAGGCGCGGGACAUCAAAACCCCGCCUCCCGACAAAGCGUACAUAAACAAGGCCAAGAAGAAUGCGGCGGGCUCACUGGUCUGAGCCGGAGGCGCACGGCACUCGGGGGGGCGUGUGCUGGCCAGUGCGUGCUGCGCGCGCGCCCUCCACGCCGCGCGCCCUCCGCGCGCCCUCGCGCAUGGGGCUGUGUAUGGGGGCUGGACUCAACGGCGGGGACCGUCAUGCAACAUCGGUCAUCAGUCUGAGUAAUUUCAGCGCGCGUACCGCGCGCGCGUUGUCCGCACAUAUCUUCUCACACAUAUACACAUGUUAUAAUGCCAUGACUCGCGAGAAGUGGAGGCGAGGUUUUGCUGAAGUAGAAACUAGAAUUUGAUAAUAGAUUAAACAGUAUACGGCUACCAUGCACUACCAAGCCCGCCGCCUGGCCACUCAGACUACGCCGUACGCGCUACUAGUCCUCCGGCGGCUGCUCCAGCACCAGGCCUGGGCGCUGGGGCGUGGGGGGCCACCUGGGCGCUUGCCUGUGGCUGUGGCUGUGCCUCUUGUCGGUGCCUCUUGUCACGGCCGGCGUCAGGGGUCGGUGGGUCGCGCGGGUCGUCCUGAAGGCCAGCGGCUCCGAAGCCGCGGUCGUGGAGGCAGUCGCCGCAGACGCCGUCCACGCCAUCGUGGCCGGCGAGCCACCUUUGGAUGAUCGGCGUCGCGCGCACGAUCUCUCGCCGCGCGAUAGGCCCGUAGAGGUACCGGAAGAAGUUGCGCGCCAACUUGGGGGGCAGCACGAUCGGGGAGGAGUCCAGGGGGGCGCCGCUCACCUCCGGGUAGUCGAGUGCGAAGGCGAGCAGCCGCACUUUCCAUCCGGCGCGCACGCCCCACGCCGUGUUUUCGAUGGUGGUGAAGGUGCCGGAGGUGACGUGCGAGCCGCGGUACGAGUCCUGCUGCGCGCCCUCGACCUGCUGGCGGAUCUCGUCCUGGAGGGCGCCGCCGGUGAUCUCGGCGAGCUCCUCGGCGCCGUCCUUGAGCUGGUGCGCCAUUGGUACGAGGUCGACCGUGCCGAGCGGGCCGGGCAGAUCCACCUCGAGGGUCGAGGGCAGGUCGGCCGCGG
Messenger RNA from Emiliania huxleyi CCMP1516, 1549 nucleotides. RefSeq lists its product as hypothetical. The record is from RefSeq and is a predicted model, not a curated record. The coding region runs from base 98 to 496 and encodes 132 amino acids. Lineage: Eukaryota; Haptophyta; Isochrysidales; Noelaerhabdaceae. The transcript has 2 exons.